Molecule: messenger RNA, 1689 nt
Organism: Racocetra persica
Lineage: Eukaryota; Fungi; Glomeromycota; Glomeromycetes; Diversisporales; Gigasporaceae
Source: the annotation of a GenBank genome assembly
AUGGGAAUACAUCAUUAUAUUUUCGAGUUAGUUGCUCCUACUACUGCUAUCGGUGCCGUUUUUGUUCUUCUUAUAGGGCCUGUAUUCUUCCCACGUGUUUAUAUUUGGUUUUUGUUGGCUUACUUCACAACUUUUUUAUAUAUUUCUGUAAACCAUUUUCUAAAAUUUUGUUUAACUGUACGGAACAUCAAAAAGAACAUUAGAGAUUGGAAUUCAAAACAAGAACAACAAUCUUCUUCACGAGAUUAUGAUUCUAAGGAAGUGGUUAAAAGUACCGCUACCAAUAAUGGAAGGAUAACUCCAACGAGAAACGGUUAUACAUCUAUAUCUAUGAAUGAUGAUGACAAUAAAUACAGCGAGAUGGAAAGUGCGCUUAAAUAUGAAGGACAUUAUAUUCAUGCUUUCGUUAUUCCAAAUUAUGAGGAACCAGAGCCGUUAUUGAGAGACACUAUCAAAAGAUUGGCUCAACAAAGGAACGCUACCACGGCUUAUGUUAUCAUAUUGGCAAUGGAAGAGUCUGAGACUGAUCAUGCUUCAAAGGCUGCAAGCCUUAAGAGAACUUUCGAUGGCUCUUUCCGUGACUUUAUUAUAACGGUUCAUCCGAAAGAUGUCCCAGGUGAAAGUCGAGGCAAGGGUAGCAACGUCGCAUAUGCAGCUCGUGAGGCAUGUGAAAUUUUGGCACGAAAAGUCGACAAACGGCACGUAGUGUUUACAAUCACGGAUUCGGAUUCUGCAAUUCCGGAACUUUAUGUUCGUCAAAUUGAAAAGGCAUUAUCAGAAUCAGAAGAUCCUUAUAGUACUAUUUGUUCUCCCCCAAUUUUCUUUUCGAGAAAUGCAUUGGACGUCCCUGCUGCUGUUCUUGCUGAGCAAGUUGGUUUCUGGGAUACCGAUAAGGAUGCUGUUGGCGAAGAUCUACAUAUGUGGCUUAAAUGCUUUUUCAAAACUGGUGGUGUUGCUAGAUCUGUUCCUAUAUUUGUUCCGAUAAAUCUUACCAACGUUCAAACUACCGGUUAUUUUUCAAAUAUUUAUGCUCGCUUUGUUCAGGCUAAGCGUCAUUAUAAUGGUGUUGCCGACGUUGCUUAUUCAUUGAAAUCCGCCUUCAGUGGUGAACAACAUUCUACCACUGAUACUGAAUCACUUCUUUUGAGUUCUACUUUAAUGCCAGUUUAUACUCCCUCUUCUGGAAAACGACCGUCCUGUCUUAUGUCCUGUUCGUUUUUUGACAAGUUAGUUGUGGUUCUCCAUGUCCUUGAAGCUCACAUGAUUCCAUGCACGUCUGGUUGGUUAAUGUUUGCUGCGGUACCUAUAACACAAUUUUUGUUGAUAUCCACGUAUUCACCCAUAUCUAGUUAUUAUCCAAAUUUCCAAAAUCCAAUUAUUACUUCAGAGUUUUAUGCAUAUAUGUUUUCUCUAGUACAGGCGGUGAGCGUAUUAUUACCUAUGCCUUUACUCUUGUGCGCAAUGCUAUACGAAGGAUUACAUAGGACGGUAGAUGCCGAACUAUUUAAGAAAGGUGUUAAUGAAACACGGACGUGGAAAAAUUACAUGGAUUAUGCUUGGUUACCUGUUAGCGCUUGGUUAUUUAUGACUUUGCCAAGUACUUUGGCUUGCGUUAAAAGACUUACUAGAAGUAAUGAUAAAUAUGUUGUAGCCGCUAAAAAUAUAUUCACUGAAGCUCUUACAGAAUAA